GUGUGUGGGAGCAAUCGUAAGUCUGACGAGUGGUGAUUCCCUCUGCAAUAGAAGAAGACGUCGCACUCCCACGUCCACAUCCCUCAUUCUCUCCUUCCCUUCUCACCACCACCACCCUCACUUACCUCCCCCUCUCACCCUCUAAUACCCUUCCUCCACAGCCCCACAUCGCCUACACCUGCACCUGGACCUGCUCCCGGCAGAGUUGCCUUUCUCCACCCAUCGCUUCUCACACCUUCGAGCCUCGCACUGGCUAGUGCUGAGCAAUCAACAUGGUCAUCCAGCCAGAGUUGAGCGCCGACGCCAUUGCUCAGGCAAUGGGCACACUCACCCUCGACAGGCAGAGAGAGAUCGAAGAGCAGCACAGGAUCUCUGAGAUUCAGAGCAUUACCCUCCUUGAUCUCGCUGCUCGACCUGAUCAGGGAGGUACUCAAGGCCGCAAAGUCCCUCUCAGGUCCAAUGUCUUUGCACUAUCCCUUGGCAAGAACAAAGGCGUCGCAGGUCCUAAUCGAGGCGGCGCUGCCAUCAAGCAAGGAGCUCGUGGAGCUGGACCAGCAGGCGGAAGACCUCGACCUACACCUUUUGAGAUGACAGUAUACCACUACGACACGGUCAUCGACCCUUAUCGCGACGCGUCCGAUGACGUUCCUCUCACUGGAAAGGCAGCCACUGCUCGCAAUGAGAGGAAGCUACCCAUUACUCUUCUACGAGAGGUGUACGCCCUUGCGCUGAAGGAUGCCGUAGCCGACGCUUCCAAUGUCCUCCAGCAAGAGCACGUCACCUCCAUCGCCUUCGAUGGCAGACGCAACGCAUACACUCCAAAGGCUCUUCCCUUUCAAGGCGAGUUCAGCUGGAUCAUCUCUCUUCCAAAGAAGGAGUCAGCACCUGGAGACACCUCUGAGCGAGAUCCUCGACGCAAGUUCAAGGUCACCAUGCAGCUCGUCAACGAAAUCGACGCUUCGACACUGUCCAAGUUCUGCGCUGCCGACCCAGACAUCAUUCGAGCCACUGGUAUCUCCAUCCCGGAGAUUGUCACUAACAGCAUUCAGGCUCUUCAAGUCCUGCUCUGCCACGACCCCGCAGAAAGGUACAAAGUGCACGGCGCCGGUGGUCGACGCUUCUUCAACCCAGCAAACUCGGUCAACAUUCCAGGUGGAGCAGCCAUCUGGAAAGGAUUCUUCCAAUCCGUUCGACCCACUCAGUCUGGGAUGGUAGUCAACAUCGACGCUGCCUUUGCCGCAUUCCUUCGAUCCGGCAGUCUCAUCGACGUUUCUGCCGCCAUCCUGGGCCUCGAUGGAGGCGGAGGUGGUGGAGGUGGCUUCCGUGGCGGUGGCAGAGGCGGUGACAGAGGAGGUUUCCGAGGUGGAGACCGUGGUGGCCGUGGCGGCUUCCGAGGCCGAGGAGGUCCUCCUAUGGGAGGUGGCUACGGCGGUGGUGGUGGCGGCGGCGGUGGUGGUGGAAGUGCUCUGAGCUCUCUCCGACCAAUGCAGAUGCAAGAGCUACGAAAGCGCUUCAAGAAUGCCAAACUUCGCCCAACGCAUCGUACUACCUCAAAGUUGGAGACCUUCAAGGGCUUCUCCCCUCGACCUGCUCGUGAAGAGACUUUCGAGCAAGACGGCAAGCAGAUUCGAGUCAUCGACUAUCUGAAGACAAAGUACGGCUAUACUGUCAAGUAUCCUGAUCUUCCUCUGGUCGAGCUCAGCGGCGGAGCUAAAGUCCCUAUGGAGUGUCUUGAGGUUCAGCCCAUUGCACUCCCACCUCGCAAGCUCACCCCAGCCAUGACCGCUGCUAUGAUCGACGAGAGUCGUCAGAGGCCUUCUGAGAAGGCCAAGACAGUUCAGAACUGGCGCAACGAGCUCAACUUCGACGCUUCCGCUCGACUCUCGUCUUGGGGAGUCGGCGUCGCUCCUACUCCUGUAGAGGUUGAAGGUCGUGUCCUUCCUCCGCCUCAAGUCUCGUACGGCAAGGGUAGCUCAAAGCCCUCUGUCGCCUCUGGCGGAUGGAACUUGCGUAACGCCAAGUUCUGCGUUCCCGGCAAAGCCCUCACAACUUGGUGCUUGAUCAACUUUACCCGCACGCCACCUCAGGCCUGCGUCGAGUUCGCUCAAAUGUUCACCGCUGCUCUUCGUGAAGUAGGCAUGGUCGUCAACAAGCCUCCACACAUCGAUUCUGCCCCUGGAACGGCGGACAGUGUCAAGGCCACGUUCGAGAGGGCUGGCAAAGCCGCCAAGGUCAUUGCCGGUGGACCUCAGGCACCUCCCCCUCAGCUCUUUGUCUGCCUCGUAGAUGGAGACGCGGACCUCUAUGCUGCCAUUAAGCGCAUCGCAAUCUGCGAGCUUCCAAGUCCCGUCGCUUCUCAGUGUAUGCUGGCCAGAAAGGCCUUGAAUGCCAAAGGUCAAGCGCAGUACGCUGCCAACGUCGCCAUGAAAGUCAAUGUCAAGCUUGGAGGCCACAAUCACGCCGUAGAGAGCCAGAAUGACUUGCCAAGCCUCGGCCCUCAGACGAUGAUCAUGGGCGCCGACUGCUCCCAUGGACCACCUGGCUCUUCACAGCUCUCCAUUGCCGCUUGCGUUGCUACCAUGGAUGGCAAGCGAUCCAAAUACCACGCCGAGCUGCGAGCGCAGCGCCACAGUCGAGGUGGCAAGUCUCAGGAAGCCAUUCUUCAGAUGAAAGAAAUGGCUACUGAGCAUCUCAAGCACUGGGCUGGUGCCAACAAGGGUCAGUUGCCAGCUUCCAUCAUCAUGUUCCGAGAUGGAGUCUCUGAAGGCCAGUGGGCAAUGGCUCGUCAGCAGGAGGCGCAAGCCAUCCAGGAAGCAGUCGCCUCCAUCGAUCCUCGCAAGACGAUUCCUCUGACCUACAUCGUCUGUAUGAAGCGACAUCACAUCCGAUUCAUGGCCAAGAAUGAGGGCGACACCGACCGAUCAGGCAACCUCCCUGCUGGUACCGUAGUCGACACCGACGUCGUCCACCCUUACGGUUUCGAGUUCUUCUUGCAAGCCCAUGCUGGACUCAUCGGAACGGCCAGGCCCACUCGAUACGUCGUCCUGCAGAAUGACGCCAAGUUCACCUCUGAUGCGCUUCAACGAACAAUCAACUCCUUGUCGUACACCUACGCCCGAGCUACGCGAUCAGUCUCUCUGGUCCCCCCUGCCUACUAUGCCGACAUCUUGGCCGAAAAGGGCCGCACGCUCAUGUAUUCUGAUGCAAUGAGCGAGACGGCUACGUCUUACUCGGACUCGACUACCACUGCCUUGCAGAGAGAGUCUGAGCUGGGCGAGCCAGACUCUGGUCAGUUGAUGAGGAGCAUCAACCGCAACAAGGAAUUUGCCAGUACCCAGUGGUACAUGUAGCGACGCAGCGAGCCGUCGUGGCGGCAAGUCUCAAGAGAAGCGAGACCAUAAAGACGAGACAGAGAGAAGAGCCGAAGUAGUCACGAAAGCGAGACACGAGUUUCGAGAGAAGUAGUAGUGAGAAGCAGAAAUCGACUUUCCGAUGUACGCCCCGUUCAGGGUUACCUCCCCUUGUUUUGUUUCCUGUCCCCCCUCUUUACGACUGGCACUUGUUCAAGACCAGGUCCAAGCUCAGGUCGAGCAAGAUGCGAAAUGAUGAUGUUCUUUUUCCCCUUUGACCG
Messenger RNA from Microstroma glucosiphilum, 3631 nucleotides. Its product is annotated as Piwi-domain-containing protein. Bases 273 to 3350 code for a protein of 1025 amino acids. The transcript has 8 exons. The record is from RefSeq and is a predicted model, not a curated record. NCBI's taxonomy places the organism in Eukaryota, Fungi, Basidiomycota, Exobasidiomycetes, Microstromatales, Microstromataceae. Gene Ontology annotation, molecular function: protein binding; RNA binding.